AAAAUAUAUUUGAAAAUGUUGGAUUUCUUUACAAUAUUUACUAAAAGUGGGCUAGUUCUUUGGUGCUCUCGGUACGGCUAUCCUGAUAUAUUUACUCCAGCUGUAAAUGCACUUAUAAGAAGUGUCAUAUUGCAGGAGCGUACCGGAGUUAAUUCAUAUGAGCAUGAGUCUCUACGAUUGCAAUACAAGUUGGAUAAUGAAUUUGAAUUGGUAUUUGUGGUUGCUUAUCAAAAGAUAUUACAGCUGUCAUACGUUGAUAAAUUUUUGAACGAUAUUCAUUUGGAAUUUCGUGAUAAAUAUAAUGAUUUUUUAAUAAAAUCCUUGUGGUUUUGGAACUAUAAGUUUGAUGAUGAAUAUAAACACGUAUUAGCAAGUGCUGAGAAAUGGGGUAAACAACAAGCGGCAAUACCCAAACAAAUGCCUAAAAAGAAAAAAACUAAUGUAAUUGAUGAAGCUCCAGUUAAAAUUAAGGAUUCUUUCAAAGAAAACGAUGUAAAUUCGAAUGUAAAUAAUGAAGACGAUAUGAAUGAUGAUGUACUGGUGAUGAAUCGUUUAAAAUUAGCUCAAAAAUUCAAUAACCAGAAGAAAAAGCCAGAGAAACAAAAAAGUCCGAAAGAAGAGAAAGUGGGAAAGAAACCACGGGUAUGGGAAUUAGGUGGUACCAAUAAAGAUUUACCAAAUCUAGAGCGUACUAAAGAUAAAAUUACUGAUACACCGAUUAACGUACAAGCCAAUACCGCUCUAAUUGGUAAAAUGGAAGGUCCAAUUCCUAAUUUAGAGGUUCCCAGUGAUUCUGAAGAUGAAAUAAAUGAUAACAUUUCGGCUACAGCUAAUAAAAAAAAAUCACAAGCCAGUAAAUCAUCUGGAGGAAUGUUUUCAAUGUUGAAAGGUUUAGUCGGUAAUAAAUCAUUGACGCAAGAAAAUUUAGAUCCGGUUUUGGAAAAAAUGAAAGAUCAUUUAAUUAUGAAAAAUGUCGCUGCUGAUAUUUCAAUGAGUCUUUGUAAUUCUGUACGAGCUAAACUAGAAGGAAAAGUAUUAGGAACAUUUGAAAGUGUCGCUAGCACUGUUAAAAAUACGUUGACUGACUCACUAGUACAAAUAUUGUCACCUAAACGUAGAGUUGAUAUACUCCGUGAUGCUUAUGAAGCAAAAAAGAAUGGACGGCCUUAUGUUAUGUCUUUUUGUGGUGUUAAUGGUGUUGGAAAAUCAACAAAUUUAGCUAAAAUAUGUUUUUGGUUAAUUGAAAAUAACUUCCGUGUAUUAAUAGCUGCAUGUGAUACAUUCCGAGCUGGAGCUGUAGAACAAUUACGUACGCAUAUGCGUCACUUGAAUGCCUUACAUCCGCCAGAAAAACAUGGCAACGUUACAAUGGUAGAAUUAUAUGAAAAAGGAUACGGUAAAGACGCUGCUGGAAUAGCAUCUGAGGCUAUUCGUUAUGCCAGAGAUUGUAGAAUAGACAUUGUCUUGAUUGAUACUGCUGGUAGAAUGCAAGAUAAUGAACCACUGAUGCGUGCACUUGCUAAAUUAAUUAAGGUCAAUCAACCAGACCUAGUGUUGUUUGUCGGUGAAGCGCUCGUUGGUAACGAAGCUGUUGAUCAAUUAGUUAAAUUUAAUCGUGCACUUGAGGAUUACAGUAACUCAGAAAAUCCACGUACUAUUGACGGAAUCGUUCUAACCAAAUUUGAUACUAUUGAUGACAAGGUUGGUGCAGCUAUUUCUAUGACUUACAUCACUGGCCAGCCCAUUGUUUUUGUUGGCACAGGUCAAACUUACACCGAUUUAAAAACAUUAAACGCCAAGGCCGUGGUUCAUGCUCUCAUGAAAUAA
Molecule: messenger RNA, 1827 nt
Organism: Cotesia congregata
Lineage: Eukaryota; Metazoa; Arthropoda; Insecta; Hymenoptera; Braconidae
Source: the annotation of a GenBank genome assembly